Molecule: messenger RNA, 1800 nt
Organism: Eurytemora carolleeae
Lineage: Eukaryota; Metazoa; Arthropoda; Copepoda; Calanoida; Temoridae
Exons: 10
Coding region: 315-1631 (438 amino acids)
Source: RefSeq, a predicted model, not a curated record
UGAAAUUGCCGGCAAUAUACCGAAACCUUCCAUUGAGACGAUCCAUGAUCGUAUUGGUUACGAUCCUAGGCCUAAGCUCAACUAGUGAAUCCAUGAUUAUUGAUCGUAUCGCCUCAGCAAUCUGUGAUAAAGAUAAAAAAUAACAAAUACGUUACAGUGAUUCAUAAAAAUGACGAUGUUUUUAUGACAAAAAGUGAUAGAAUAAUAAACCACGGUUACGUAAUGAUCAUGAAUUAGUUAUAGAAACUAGUGAAUACAUGUUAAUGAAGUAAGACGACAUCUUUAGUGAAGUAAGACGACAUCUUGAAUCAAGUAUGGCGGAUUUCAAUGUCUGGUCUUAUCUCGCAAAACUCCGGGUCCAAGUUCGAGGCCCUAACGAUCCUUUCUUUGAGGACGGAGAUCAUCUCUGCAAGGUGAAUUCUCCAGUAUCUGUGACGGUAGAGGAUGUUGAAGAGUUCCUGCACAAGGAAUACCAGGAGUUCUCUUGCCAGGUUCCUGGAUGUCAGGAGCGGUUUAAGCAGCUUUAUCAGUGUGAACAGCAUUACAAUGCUGCUCAUAAACACAGCUGCUCCGUCUGUAAAAAAUCCUUACCAAGUAAUCAUUUGCUUGAGCUUCAUCUGCAGGAAAACCAUGAUUCCUUUUUCUCUGUACUUGCAGAGAAAAAACCAUCUUUUCAGUGUUUUCUACCAACAUGUGAUGUGAAAUUCUGGGGUCCGGAGGAGAGGAGAGAUCAUGCUAUAUCUUCACACUACUUCCCACCAGACUUCCGGUUUGAUCAGAUCAAGAAGAAGCCAAGGAAAAAGAAUUCCAAAACCAAGGAAACGGUUAGAAAUGGAACCGGAGACAGCAUGGAAGUGGAGGAGAAAAAUGGAGCAGAAGAGAAGAAAAUUGGAAAUAAAAUGGAGAAUGACAUUCAAAACAAAAUUGAGAACAAAAUGGAGAUUGACGGAGAAGAAGUCAUCCUUCGCCGCAGUUCUGCCGCUAAACGACCUAUUUCUCUAGCAAGGAUGGGAGAGAGGGUUUCUGUAGUCGAAUCUCCAAUAUCUCCUAAUCCCCUACCCGCUCCAUUUCCUUCCACAUCAGACUCUUCUCCUCAUCUUCCUUUUCCUACCCUUCCUGCCACCCCUCCACAAACCCAGGAGUUCUCCGGCCUUUCCCUAGCAAAGCUUGGCUUUCAUGGUAAUUUAGAAGCACGUCGAGAAUCUUUAAACACCAACCGGGAAUCCGUCUAUCUAGGAUCUCGAGAAUCAGUCUCCCAGUCCCCGAGAGAAUCCGCGAAAUCUCCGCAAGAUUCCAUAGGAUCCAGUCGAACCAGGUCGCGUGCCUCACGUGAACAUGAAAAUCAUCUAGGAAACGGAAACGGAAAUAGUUCUCCUCGUAAUAAUAAAUCUAGGCCUGCAUCUGUUCAGGAUUCAGAGAAUUCUCCGUGCUCAAGUCCGCGGAAAAGUAAGAUCCCUGUUCGCUCUAACUCCUGCCGAGCUCCGAAAACCUUCUCAUUCGGUGCAGGGGUGCCAAGAGGGUUUCUACGGCCGAAGGAGAAGCAUUGGUUCCAGAGCACCCAGAGUAUCAAUACCGUCUCAGAUAUUCAAACCUCGGACUUCUCUGCGUUAAAAGGCGCUCUACCAUCCUAGCCGUUCUUCCUGGGGGCUCUACCAUCCUAGCCGUUCUUCCUGAGGGCUGAUCAAUCCUCACAACCCACAUUCCACAUUCCCUCAGACAGCAGCAAUUCAGAGUUGUUCAUUUCUUACCAAUAUGAUUUUAUACAAUAUACAUACACAAUAAACAUACAUGUAUAUUGUA